Messenger RNA from Jaculus jaculus (lesser Egyptian jerboa), 4733 nucleotides. It is a transcript of the gene Adgrd1, whose product is annotated as adhesion G protein-coupled receptor D1. The coding region runs from base 1 to 2625 and encodes 874 amino acids. Gene Ontology annotation, cellular component: membrane. Gene Ontology annotation, molecular function: G protein-coupled receptor activity. The transcript has 25 exons. NCBI's taxonomy places the organism in Eukaryota, Metazoa, Chordata, Mammalia, Rodentia, Dipodidae. The record is from RefSeq and is a predicted model, not a curated record. Gene Ontology annotation, biological process: adenylate cyclase-activating G protein-coupled receptor signaling pathway; cell surface receptor signaling pathway.
AUGGCAGCAGGGUUUGCAGUCCUUGCCUCUGCUUCCCAUUACUGGCCAUUAGAGAAUGUGGACGGGAUCCGGGAACUUCAGGACACAACUGGAGCAUUGCGAACCCACAACCUCACUGUGCCUCCCUCCCACAAUGCUACCUUUGUCUGUACCAAUGACUCUGCCUACUCCAACUUCUCUGCAACCGUAGACAUUGUAGAAGGAAAAGUUAACAAGGGCAUUUACCUCAAGGAGGAGAAGGGUGUGACAUUCCUGUACUAUGGCAGCUACAAGACCUCCUGCAUCAGCGAUCCAGCCCAGUGUGGCCCUGAGGGGGUCACCCUUUCAUUUUUCUGGAAGACACAAGAAGAGCAGUCCAGACCAGCUCCUGCGCACGGGGGACAAGUCAUCUCAGAUGGUUUCAAAGUCUGCUCUAGUGGUGGCAAGGGCUCUGUGGAGCUGUACACACGUGACAACUCCAUGACAUGGGAGGCUACCUUCAGCCCCCCGGGUCCCUAUUGGACUCACGUCCUAUUUACCUGGAAAUCCAAGGAGGGUUUGAAGGUCUACGUGAAUGGGACACUGAGCAACACUGACCCCAGUGGAAAAGUAUCACAUGCCUAUGGGGAGCCCCAUAUCAACCUGGUGAUUGGAUCUGAGAAAGACCCAACCAAGCACUAUGAGAAUGGAGCUUUUGAUGAGUUCAUCAUCUGGGAGCGGGCACUGACUCCGCAUGAGGUCAAGAUGUAUUUCACAGCUGCUAUUGGAAAGCAUGCUCUGCCAUCUUCAACACCACCGAGCUUCUUCCCGACGCCCCCAGCAGCGCACACUGGGAUGUCCACCAAUGCGUACCAUCCUAUCAUCACCAACUUGACUGAGGAGAGAAAAAACUUCCAGAGACUUGGAACUGAGUUGUACUACCUUCAAAAUGUGUCCCACAGCUUGCCUGAUAAGGCCCUCUCAGAGGAAACUGCGCUGAAUCUCACAGAGACCUUCUUGAGCACUGUGGCUGAAGUGCUUCUGCUUCCCAGUUGGACCCACAUGUCAGAGGACACUAUGGUGCUGGGCCUGAUCGACACCAUCGACGCUGUCAUGGGCCACAUAUCCUCCAACCUGCAUCCUCGGAAGUCCCAGAUCUCCCUCACAGGCUCCUCCUCCAUGGCAGAUUUCUCUGUGGCCAAGAUCCUCCCUCUGGCCCUAAGCACUCCCCCCUACCGCUUCCCAGCCCAUGGGCACAGCUAUAUCGAGAUUCCCCGGGAGGCUCUUCACAGCCAAGCCUGGACUACCAUUGUGGGCCUUCUCUACCACUCCGUGCACUAUUACCUGAACUACAUACCCCCAGACAGCACAAAGAUCCCAGAGGCUAUGAACUGCAGAGAUUGCCUGCUGUCUGCUGUUAGCCACCUGAUCUCCCUGGAGAUGUCCCCACCACCCACACUUUCCCAGUACCUGUCAGGCUUCCCUCUGAUCACCAUCCGUCUCAGGCAUAAGCUGACUCAUAAACAAUACAGUGAUGCCACCAAUGAGAGCAACUGCCUUUUUCUAUACUGCGCCUUCCUGGACUUCAGCUCCGGGCAAGGAGUCUGGUCAAGCCAGGGCUGUGCACGUACAGAGGGCAAUCUCACCUACUCAGUGUGUCACUGCACGCAUCUCACCAACUUUGCUAUUCUCAUGCAAGUGGUCCCUCUGGAGCUCUCACGUGGACACCAGGUGGCGCUGUCAUCCAUCAGUUAUGUCGGCUGCUCCCUGUCUGCGCUGUGUCUGGCAGCCACCCUGUUCACCUUUGCAGUGCUAUCCUCUGUUAGUACCAUCCGGAAUCAGCGCUACCACAUCCAUGCCAACCUGUCCUUUGCUGUCCUGAUGGCCCAGGUCCUGCUACUUGCCAGCUUCCAUGUGGAGCCAGGCACGGUCCCAUGCCAGGUGCUGGCCGCACUUCUGCACUACUUCUUCCUGAGCGCCUUUGCCUGGAUGCUGGUGGAGGGACUGCAUCUCUAUAGCAUGGUGAUCAAGGUCUUCGGGUCAGAGGACAGCAAGCACCUCUACUACUACGGGAUAGGCUGGGGAUCCCCUCUUCUCAUCUGCAUCAUUUCCAUGUCAUUGUCCAUGGACAGCUAUGGGACAAGUGACAACUGCUGGCUAUCGCUAGGGAGUGGAGCCAUCUGGGCCUUUGUAGGCCCCGCCCUGCUGGUCAUUGUGGUCAACAUAGCCAUUCUUGUUGCCGUGACUAGGGUCAUUUCCCAUAUCAGCACCGACAACUACAAGAUACAUGGAGACCCCAGUGCCUUCAAGUUAACAGCAAAGGCUGUUGCUGUGCUGCUGCCCAUCCUGGGCACCUCAUGGGUGUUUGGGGUGCUUGCUGUCAAUGACCGAGCCCUGGUCUUCCAGUACAUGUUUGCUAUACUGAAUUCCCUGCAGGGCCUCUUCAUAUUCCUCUUUCACUGUCUCCUGAAUUCAGAGGUGAGAGCUGCCUUCAAGCACAAAACCAAGGUCUGGUCCCUCACGAGCAGCUCUGCACGCAACGCCAACACAAAGCCCUUCAGCUCAGACAUUGUGAACGGGACCCAGCCAGGCACGGCCUCUACCAAGCUCAGGUCUUGGGACAGAAGUAGCCAUUCUGCCCACCGUGUAGACCUGUCUGCCGUGUGAGCAAGGAGUCUGCCCCUCAGGACAAGUGCCGUCCCCCAAGCAGAGCAAAAUGCACACCUUGCCUCUACCCGCGGCCCCUCCUCCUGCUCCCUGGCUGUGGGAUCACAGCCCUCACCUGCGACUCUGCAGCAGAGUGCGCUCCCAGCACUGCGGGCUGACAGCGUGGCCAGUGAUGGUGUUCGCCUUCUAAGCCAGUGAGCCCGAGGUCUUCUGUCCUCUGUGGACACCCGAGCACACGGCCAUCGUGGUGACACCGAACACAAGCCUCCCUUUCCACUGCAUGUGCACAGCAUCAGACCCAGCAAAGCUAGGCUAUAGGCUGCAGCUCCAGAGUGGGGCCUCUCCUCUGAUGGGGAGUCAGGGUCCUGUGAGGGUACUGAGGAUCCCAUGGGUCCCUGGAGCAUUAGCAGAGAAAGCUGGGGCAUGAGGGGAAGAAUAUCUUCAGUUUGCUGAGUCCACCCAACAGGAGUCCCAAAAGUCAGUACCGAAUGACGUGCACGUCUGCCUCAUUCACCCCAUAGCUAUGCCAGUUCUGGGGCCUCCACUCUGCAGGGCUUAGGGGUACAGUCACCUGCAAUCCUUAGCGUGGUCACACUGACUCUGCCCUUGUAAAGGGCACAUAGCAGUGGCCUAAAAACAUCAUUAUGUGGGGAAGUCUCAGCUAUUUCUUUGUGAGUUUUGUUUCUCCAGACCCGAGGUCAGGCUUACAAUGCCCCUUCCUCAGCCCACGCCUUUCCUACUGGGCACAGGCCCCUGCAGAACUCGCCGUGUCCCUUCUGUGCCCACACCUCUUGGUUUUCUGAAAUGUAGCCACUGCUGGGACCUGUUUUCUCAUCCGUUGGAUGUGCUGCCUUGGUGUUGGAGACACCAAGCAGCUCAGCUGCUGCUCCCUGUCAUGCCAAGGCCAGCACACUGUAGAGGUCAACUGGCUCCUCAGCAACUUCACUGAGGCCUGACUGGCAGGGAGGGUGAGCACAACAGUCUUCUGGGUGAUUUUGUUGUAUGUGGUGGUUGGUUUUAAUGUACAAAUUGACUCAGCCCCUGGGAAUGCAUGUGAUAAUUCUGUAUGGGCCAGAUCCUGGGUGACUCCAGGGCAGGGACCACAGUAAGAUAAGUUGCGAUGAGAGCCUGAGAGAGUCUGUGACAGUCCAACCUGGUUCUGAUACUGGAAAAUCUUCCCUUUAUAAACUGUGACCUCACAUCAUUGAGCUCUUUCUACCCCCAUGCCCACUUGGCUUCAGAAUAAGUUUCUACUCAGUUCUGUGGACUGUCUUAGCCUUAUCUUCCCCUUCCUCCUCUUCUUCCUCCUCCUCCUCCUUUUUUUUCCCUGCCCUUGUGUUGCAAUGGAACCAGGGGCAUGCUAAGCAAGCCCUCCAUACUGAGCCACACCCCAGCCCCUGGUGGCUUGUCACUGGAUCACUGGGGAGAUAAUAGCCCCACCCUCCACCCCACAGGCAUCUCUCUCAGGAGCUGUGUGGCUAUAGGGCCAAUCUUUGUUCUAUCCAGGCCAGGUCCCAAGUCCCAGGGCCAUCUGGGCCCCUGUGACCAGCCAUUCUGAAGCUCCUAUGAGCAAAUGGGGAGUGGGAUGAAGGGGUCAGCACAUAGGCUGAGGUCAUGCUGAGACCCUGCAUUUGGGGACAAGUCCCAUAUUGAGUAUGUAUAGCCACUGCUCAGCACCCUGUAAUUCCCAAAGCUUAGACACUGGUGAUUCAGAGUCAAACUUGCCAUGCUGAUUGUACAGCCAUGAAAACACUGUGUGCUUAGUUUCUGCUGAGGCAAAGCAAGCUAGGGACCGCCUCUAUUUCUGAUGGAAUUCUUUGUUUCUGACUCUCCAGAAUACUCACUCUAUAUAGCUAAUAUGUCAAGACAAGUGAUAAGCAAAAUCUGUCUCAGCCUUCCGUUCCCAAUGAGUGAAAGUGUGCACUUUAUUUAUAGGCUAUGUAUUUUGGCUUCUGCAGUCGUUUAUUAUCUAGAUAUAAUUUGAUUCAAAGUAAAUUGGGAAGAAUGGUGUGUGUGAAGUAGUUUACAACAGAGAAAAGAUGAUGAAUGCCACUACGCAGUGAAAAUACGUUGUUGUUUUGAUGAAAUAAAAUCUUAAUGUCCUUAAA